Messenger RNA from Knipowitschia caucasica, 582 nucleotides. The record is from the annotation of a GenBank genome assembly. Lineage: Eukaryota; Metazoa; Chordata; Actinopteri; Gobiiformes; Gobiidae.
AUGCAGACUGAAGGAGACCACUCUCAUGAAUCUCACCCACUUUUUGGAGGAGCCUUGUCCACUGUCCUGCCAUCAAGCUCUACAGACAUCAGCACCUUGAGAGAAAUCCCAGACAAUCAGGAGGUAUUUGCCCACGCACACACCGACCAGAGCAUCAUCGUGGAGCUGCUUGAGUACCAGUCUCAAGUGGCAGACCAGGAUGCAGCCAGUUAUCACUUUGAAGACAUUGCAGGGAGCAACAAGGCUUUGGAGCCAGGUGCCUUUCAAGUCACAAGUGUUACCCCUCUCCUCAAAUCUGAGCUGUCUCUGUCACAGUGCAGCUCGGGUUGGUUGUUAACAGGGGCCCAGUCCGUGUCCAAAUUCAACGAAGAAGCCAGGAAUACAGUGGCCAUUCAGCUUGGUCUCUUUCGCUUGCCUCAGUUCUCCACGGAUAUUUUAGUAACGUUCAAUGAUCCGCAAAGUAUAAGCCCGGAGAGCAGCAGUGCUAGUUCAGCUGGGUCAAACAGAGAGCCAUGGACUGUUCAAGACUUUCAGAGGGUGCUGCAGUCACUCACACUGCAUGAUCCAGGACUGUUUGGGUAA